CAAAGCUAACAGGUAGACGGAAUGGUUCAGGGCAAAGAAGAAGGCACCAUCGAACAGUUCCCAGCGUGGCUUAACCAGGAGCUGUUCCGGGAGUAUCUAGAGCGUGAUUUUCCUGAUCUGAAGACUGUCAAGUCUUUUCGGCUGGAAACUACGGGAGGAAAUGGGGAGAACUACACAACGCUUCUGUUAAGGGCCAAGUUCGAGCUGGAACUGAAAGAUGGCUCUCAGCAGAGCACAUCCUACAUGGCCAAGGUCUUGCCCAACAACGGAAACCGGGAGAAUGUUAUAUCCUGGCAAGUGUUUGAAAAGGAGCGUACUACCUACGGACAGUAUGUCCCCGAGUUUGAGCAAAUGUACAGGGAUGCGGGCAAGAAAAUUACCUUCGGAGCACACUAUUACGAGCCCAAGGAGCCUCUGAAAGAAGAGGAGGUCAUUGUGCUGGAAGACCUGGGCAGGCGGGGAUUCCGCAACGUGAACCGACAUAUCGGUUUGGAUAUCCAACACGCCGAAGCAGUGUUGGAGAAGCUGGCGCAUUUCCAUGCCGCCUCCGCCGUGCGAUUCCAGCUCAAGGGAGCCUAUCCGGCUGUGUACAAUCGGAACCUGUGCAGCAAGCAGGAUGACUUUAAGGAGUUCCGACACAAUCAAAUCAAGGCCUUUGUCGAGGCUUUGCCCCUGUACGAGGCCUCCGACUUGGCCCAGUCUGUGGAGUCCUUUGGCAGACAAGCUGAGGAUAUGUUCCAGCAAUACGCUCCCCAAAUCGAUGGAGAGUUUCGUGUCCUUAAUCACGGAGAUGCCUGGUGCAACAACUUUAUGUUCCAGUAUGACAAAUCGACGGGCAAAAUAAGCGAAAUCUACUUUGUGGAUCUGCAAAUGAGUCGGUUCUGCUCGCCCGCCCAAGAUCUGCUGUACUUCAUCCUGUCCUCGACGCAGCUGGACAUCAAGAUAGCCAAGUUUGACCACUUCAUCAAGUAUUACCACGAUAAGCUCACGGAAAACCUCAAGCUGCUGAAGUACCCCAAGCAGUUACCUUCGCUGAGGGGCCUGCACCAAUCGAUCUUCACAUAUGGCGACUGGAUUCUUCCAAUCAUCACUGUUCUGCUGCCCAUUGUCCUGGUCGACGGCAGUGAUGAUGCCAAUAUGGACUCCAUGAUGGAUAGCGAGGGAUCCGGGGAGAAGUUCCGCAACAACCUGUUCAAGAACCCUCGCAUCAUCCGAAAUCAGAAGGAGAUUCUGCCCUGGGCCCAUCGUCGUGGGGCCUUUGAAGUUCCCAAAUAAAAUGUACAAACUGUUGAUAUAAUUUCUAGUAAA
Drosophila kikkawai is the source of this 1308-nucleotide messenger RNA. RefSeq lists its product as uncharacterized. NCBI's taxonomy places the organism in Eukaryota, Metazoa, Arthropoda, Insecta, Diptera, Drosophilidae. The record is from RefSeq and is a predicted model, not a curated record.